AUGACAAGUCAGGGUGGUCCUGAUUCGGCCGAGGAGAGAAGGUCGUCGGUUCCGCAGCAGCUAUCCUCGGAAGAGCUGGCUGCUCAAUUGCUGGACGAGCUAUUCGGUUCCGACGACGAUUCGGAUGAUGCCAUGGGGUCUGCACUGCACACAACAGGAGGCGACCUGACUUUCGGCGAAGAUGUUGCUGUGGACGAGUCUUUUCUUCAAGGGCUUCGGGAGGACCUGGAUCGGUUUAAGGACCAUGAGGUCGUGUCCAACAUCCUGGGUCAAGGCAGCGACCUGCGUGAGUUUGCACGGGAGGUGGAGGAGAAGCUGAGGCAGGUGGAGCUGGAGUCGAUUCAGGACUACAUGAAGGAGAGCGACAACCUUCUGGCACUGCACGCUCAGAUCAAGGACUGUGACCUCGUGCUCACCCACAUGGAGUCCCUCCUCGGGGGCUUCCAGGCGGAUUUAGGAGCGGUGAGUGCGGAGAUCAAGGACCUGCAGGAGCGCUCCAUGGGAAUGGCGCAGCGACUCAGGAACAGAAGGGCAGUGGAGGGGCGGUUGGGGCGGUUUGUGGAGGAGAUGGCAGUGUCGCCAGACCUGAUUGACACGGUGGCGGAAGGCGAGGCAGCAGAAGGACGGUUGGGGCGGUUUGUGGAGGAAAUGGCAGUGAGUCCGGAUCUGAUCGACACGGUGGCGGAGGGCGAGGUGGGCGAGGGGUACAUGCGUGCGCUGCAGGCGCUGAACCGCAAGCUGCACUUCGUGGCCGAGGAGCCCAGCGCUCGGUCAUCCGCUGCCAUGCGUGAUGUUCAACCCGAGCUCGACCGCCUGCGCGUGAAGGCUGUUAUCAAGGGGAGGGAGUAUCUGAUGCAGAAGAUCUAUGCUCUCCGGAAGCCCAAAACCAACAUCCACAUCCUGCAGCAGAACGUGCUCCUCAAAUACAAGUACUUGGCAGUGUUUCUCAAGGAGCAUGGGCGGGUGGUGUACACUGAAGUCAAUAACGCGUACAUAGACAUCAUGAGCAAGGUGCUCUCUCUCCACCUUCGCACCUACAUCUCGUCUCUGGAGAAGCUUCAGCUCGACAUUGUGUCACGAACAGACUUAAUCGGCGUCGAUGAUAGCAACAAGCUUGCUCAGACCAUCUUUGGCCGUGCAGGGAGGGACCUUAAGAACCGGUCGGCUGUGUUCUCAUUGGGCAGCAGAGACCAGGUGCUGAGGGAUGUGGAGGAACCGGCGAUCAUCCCACACAUUGCAGAGGCGGACAAGAACAAGCACCCCUACGAGGUGCUCUUCCGCUCGCUGCACAAGCUGCUCAUCGACACCGCCACUUCAGAGUUCCUAUUCUGCAACGAGUUCUUUGGAGACGACUCCACCUUCCAUGCUGUCUUUGCAGGUCCUUUCGCUGUGAUAGACGAGCACUUUGCAGCUGUGCUGCCCAACUGCUAUGAUGCCAUUGGGUUGCUGCUUAUGAUCAGGAUGACUCGCCAGUUCCAGGACAUCAUGAAGGCGAGGAAGGUCAACUGCUUGGACCAGUACUUUGACAAGGUGAAUCUGCUGCUGUGGCCGCGCUUCAAGCUCGUCUUUGACCUCCACUUAGGCAGCCUGCGCCAGGCCAACCCUCGCGCUCUCUGGGACCAGGACGUGCACCCGCACUACGUGGCGCGGCGCUACGCCGAGUUUGCCGCGUCGCUCAUGAAUCUCAGCACGGGGCAGGGCGACGGGCAGCUGGAGAUGAAUCUGGACCGUCUGAGGAGCGCUGUGGACCAUCUGCUGGUGGAGAUCUCGAGGCUCUUCCCCAAGCCCAAGCAGCGCACCGUGUUUCUCAUCAACAACUACGACCUCAUUCUCGCCGUGCUCAAGGAGGCGGGGGUGGAGGAGGGCAAGACUCAGCGCCACUUCGCAGAGCUGCUCAGCUCAUUCUCAACCAUCUUCGUGGAGGAGGAGCUACACGAGUACUUCAGGGGACUUGUUGACUUUGUCAAGAAGCGAACAGGCACAGGCGAUGAAACAGCAGAUGCAGUGGCGGCGCGCAGCAGCACCGGCAGCACAGCAGGGCGGCGGGUGGAUGCUGCUCCGAUCACAGCCAAGGAGGUGGAACCCCACCUCAAGGACUUUGCUGUGCGAUGGAAGGCCACCAUAGAUCUGAUCCACAAGGACAUCAUCACCAACUUCAGCAACUUUGUGUGCGGCAUGGACAUCCUGAGAGCCGCUCUCACCCAGCUGCUGCUCUACUACACGCGCCUCUCCGACUGCCUCAAGCGAGUGGAGGGUGGCGCAUCACUAAUGAAGGAUGUGGUUUCCAUACCAUCUAUCAUGUACGAGAUCCGCAAGUACAGCCUCACGUUCUAA
Molecule: messenger RNA, 2334 nt
Organism: Closterium sp. NIES-65
Lineage: Eukaryota; Viridiplantae; Streptophyta; Zygnematophyceae; Desmidiales; Closteriaceae
Source: the annotation of a GenBank genome assembly